AACUACAGGACUGAUAAUAAAAUUUACUUUGUGCCUCAACGCUGUGAUUACGUGUGACAAAUGUCGUAUUUUGGAUAAAUUUUUAAAAAAAUGUUUGGACUCUGUCGUCGUCGCGUACUUUUACAGCAACGACAACAUGCAAUUACGGAACUCCAGCGACGGAAUGUGCAAACGGUGUACGAGUUGACGGGACGACACAAAGAAAUUCAAGAAUUAUGUCGAAAAUUCGCCAAAACCGAGUUGAAACCUGUCGCUGCAGCAAACGAUCGUGAUAGCAGGUACCCGGAGCAACAAGUGAAGCGACUUUUUGAGCUUGGAUUGAUGGGAAUUUGCGCAUCGCCGGAUUUCGGAGGACUUGGUUUGGAUUCGUUGGCAUUUAGUGUCGCGAUUGAGGAGUUGUCGAGGGGUUGCAGCUCAACGGCGGUUGUUUGUUCCAUUCAUAAUGCCUUGUGUGUCGGAUUACUCGAGAAAUGCGGGACUUUGGAGCAGAAAAAUCAAUUUUUGAAGGAAUUUACGACAAAUUCUGUGGGAUUUUUCGCUUUGAGUGAAACGGAAGCUGGAUCAGAUGUCGUUGCGUUGUCCACAGAAGCUAAAAAUAAAGACGAAAGUUUCAUUUUGAACGGCAAAAAAGCUUGGGUGACUUCAGCGCCUGAAGCAAAAGCUGGAAUUGUUCUCGCUACAGUCGAUAAAGAGCUCGGGCAUUCCGGAAUUACAGCUUUUAUCAUCGAAAAAUCCUUUGCCGGCGUCAAAAUUGGACCAAAAAUCGACAAACUCGGUUUACGAGCGUCUUCGACGUCGGAUUUGUACCUGAAAGAUGUCAAAGUCCCGCAAAAAAACCUCAUCGGCAGUGUUGGCGAAGGUUUUAAGCUUGCAAUGAAUCAACUCGAGCUCGCAAGAAUCGGAAAAGCGUCAGUUGCGGUCGGAAUUGCUUCAGAAGCUCUUAAAACAGCAAUUUUGUAUGCCUCGGAAAGACGUCAGUUCAAUCAACGUUUGCUGACAAUGCCAACAGUCAAAAUUCGUCUCGCUGAAAUGAGUGCAAAAUUGGAGGCAGCACGAGUUAUUACGAGAACGGCAGCGAUUCAACGUGAUACGAAUGGAAAAUCCACAAAAUUGAGUAGCAUGGCGAAGUUUGUGGCGUGUGAAGCAGCGACGGAAGUUGCUCAUUGUUGCAUUCAGAUAAUGGGAGCGAUGGGAAUUGUAGGAACGGAAAAUGCGGAAAGGCUUUAUCGCGAUGCUCGAGUGACGCAAAUUUUGGGAGGCGUAACGGAUAUUCAAAAGUUGGUUGUUGCUGAUCAACUUAUCAGGGAAUAUCGGUUGGAUAGGAAAAUUGGGAAGGGAUUGUGAUAUUGAAUUUUGAUUUUUUUUUUGUUAAAUAUUUUGUAU
Messenger RNA from Culicoides brevitarsis, 1383 nucleotides. Its product is annotated as short-chain specific acyl-CoA dehydrogenase, mitochondrial-like. The transcript has 2 exons. Gene Ontology annotation, biological process: butyrate catabolic process; fatty acid beta-oxidation using acyl-CoA dehydrogenase. The coding region runs from base 91 to 1344 and encodes 417 amino acids. The record is from RefSeq and is a predicted model, not a curated record. Gene Ontology annotation, cellular component: mitochondrion. Gene Ontology annotation, molecular function: flavin adenine dinucleotide binding. Lineage: Eukaryota; Metazoa; Arthropoda; Insecta; Diptera; Ceratopogonidae.